AUGUUGUUGAGGCUGAGUGAGGAAACGAGCGGGAGCGGGAGAGCAGCCGGGCGUCCGCUCGCUUAAACCCUCAGGCCCACCCCUAGUUAAUCCUUUAGCUCCCGUGUCACCGUCUGUAAAGUUGGUUUAAAUUGGUUGACAACAGGAUUGGCUGGUGUCCUCAGCUGCUUAAGGGAAACGCCACUGUUUUGGUCACAGGUGGUUGUUAUUGAUUGUGCUCAGCAUGGCCGUGGUCAUCCGCUUGCAGGGUCUCCCCAUUGUGGCGGGGACCAUGGAUAUCCGCCACUUCUUCUCUGGAUUAACCAUUCCUGAUGGUGGUGUGCAUAUUGUAGGUGGUGAACUUGGUGAGGCUUUCAUCGUUUUCUCCACAGAUGAAGAUGCACGGCUUGGUAUGAUGCGUGGUGGGGGUACAAUUAAAGGAUCCAAAGUAUCACUCCUACUGAGUAGUAAAACUGAAAUGCAAAAUAUGAUUGAGCUGAGUCGUAGGCGUUUUGAAACUGGUAAUGUGGAUAUGCCACCAGUAGGCUCAAGCAGACCUGGGCCAACUAGUAAUACUGGUAUUACUGCGAGGGGUAGCUUACCUACAACUAUGCCUAACUUAAACACUCCCACUAUGGUCACCACAACUUCCUCAUUACAUGAAAGCAUAGGGAAUAAAAAUGUGCCCACCUUUUCUGCUGCCAGCAUGGGAAGUACAUCCUCUAGCCUCAAUCCCACUUUUACCAGCCCUGGGUUUAGCAUGGGUUCAACAAUAACCAGCACUAUGCCGCCACUGAAUACGAUAAACUCUGUGCCACCUUUGCCACCCCUUCCUCCUUUACCUACAAUGCCAUCAUUGCCGCCUAUGCCUUCAGUUCCUCCAAUUGGUAUCUUGCCACCAGUGCCUCCCCUUCCUCCUAUAGCACCUCUUGCUCCAAUUCCUCCCAUGCCACCAAUACCUCCAUUGCCAAGCUUACCACCCAUGCCCAUCAAUGCAGGUAGUACUCUUCCUCUAGGAAGCUCUGGGCCCAGUGGAAUGAAUGGUUCUGGGUCUGCAUUGGGCAUCAGUAAUAGCAUAAGUUCCAUGUACAUGGGUCCUAUAGGUUCAUUAAAUCCACUGCAUCCCAUGAAUUCCCAUAGUUCAAUUAACAAAGGACCACCACCAAUUAAUUCCAAUGAUGUGUAUGUCCAUAUCUAUGGGAUGCCAUACACUGCAAUGGAGUCAGAUGUAAGAGAAUUUUUUCAUGGACUUCGAAUUGAAGCGGUGCACAUGAUGAAAGAUCAUCUAGGUCGCAAUAAUAGAGACGCAAUGGUAAAGUUUUAUAGUUCCUCCGACACGUUUGAAGCUCUGAAACGACAUGGAAAAAUGAUGAUGGGACAGAGAUUUGCUAAUGUAUUCCCUGCAACAGAGAGACAGUGGCUCAAUGCCACUGUUGGCUUUAGUACACCCAAAAGCAUGGCCCCCCCACCUUCCAUUGGGCAUUAUGGACAGAACCUACCUCCAUUUCAUACAUCUAGGUCUGAAUCUCCAAGCAAACGUGAACGAUCGCGAUCACGCUCGCCUCACGAGAAGGAGUUCUGUGUUUAUUUGAAAGGCUUACCAUAUGAGGCUGAAAAUAAGCACAUCAUGGAAUUCUUCAAUAAACUGGAACUCAUAGAGGAUAGCAUCUACAUAGCCUAUGGACCAAGUGGAAGAGCAACAGGUGAAGGCUUUGUAGAAUUUAAAACUCCCACUGAUUACCAGGCAGCUUUGUGUCGCCACAAACAGUACAUGGGCAAUCGCUUCAUCCAAGUUCAUCCAAUCACUAAAAAAGCAAUGUUGGAGAAGCUAGAAAAUAUUCAGAAGCGAGCGCACAACUUUGUGCCAAAUGAGCAGAAGAGAGAAGUAACAGUGAAAACUGAGGAAGUGUCUGGCUCACCAAAAAUUUGUGGUCAUAUAUGGAAUAUCCCUUAUAAUGUAACAAAAAGUGACGUGUUCCAGUUUUUGGAAGGUAUUGGACUAGCAGAAAAUGGUGUCCAGAUUCUUGUAGACUCUAAUGGCCAAGGGCUUGGGCAGGCCCUUGUGCAGUUCCUAAAUGAAGAGGAGGCACAGAAGGCUGAACGACUGCAUCGCAAGAAAUUAAAUGGACGUAAUGCAUUUCUUCAACUAAUCACUCUUGAACAAAAACAAGAAAUGGAAACAAAUCCACCAUUUCAAACAAAGAGCCAGAAGAAUCCAAACCAAGGAAGUCUUGAUCCUACUUUCCUCCCCUGUGUUGGAGGUGACAGCAUUUUUUCUCCAAGUGUCAGUUCAGGCAAUCUUAAUGGCCCUGUACCACCAUUCAACCCUGUCAGUAGCUUUAGCGGAUCAACUAGCCUAUUUGGACAAGGGCCGAGUCCUGGAUCAGGGGUCAGUGUUAGUAUUAGUGAUGGCCCAACGGGUGGGCCUGUUUUUGGAAGCAGCACUGUCAGCAGUUUUCCAGGAGCAGGGGUUGAGCCAAGGGUUGGAAGUGGCCCUUUAAGUACCAAAAGCCCAACAGUGGUUAAAGUGCAAAAUUUGCCCUUCAAAGUAUCCGUGGAUGAAAUUUUGGAUUUCUUUUAUGGCUACCGUGUGAUUCCUGACUCUGUGUGCUUGCAAUUCAAUGAGCAAGGCAUGCCUACAGGUGAAGCAAUGGUUGCUUUUGAAUCCUGCAAUGAAGCAAUGUCAGCUGUUGUUGACCUGAGUGAUAGACCUAUGGGAUCUAGGAAAGUGAAGCUAGUCUUGGGAUAACUCCCAAAUUUUAAACUAAGGCUGUAGCUUUAUAGGCUUACCUUAAGGAUAGUUAUUUAACAUGGAGGUUAUCUGAACCUCUGGCCUGAAACUUGCAAGUGUUUGCAGCUGACUCUUUGACCGCCCCAUUAUUCGGAAUCUAAUGAAAAUGUUUGUGUCCGGUGGAAAGUGUAAGUGCACCACUGAUAGUGUAGACCUAGCAGAAAUGGAUGUUUUGUGUAGAUCCAUGAAACUGUUAGCUUUUUCAUACUUAGGCAACCGGCCUAUGCACAGAUGCAUAUUAGAUACUAAUGUAGCCAUAUUUUUGUUAAAUGCAAUCAUUUUAAGUUUUGGCACCUGAAUGUUAAGUGGAUAGAAGCUCUGUCUUUGGCAACAAUCUGUAACUGCAGAUAUUUAACUCUGCAAAUGAAAACUAUGAAAUCAGAGCUAAACCUAGGUUUGACAUUGAUGUAAAUUAUAGUAUUUUGUGCACUUGGGUUUCAUUGUCAGCUGCCAUUAGACGCAGUGAAAAUAGUAGGAACUAGGGUACAAAUAAGUUGAAAACUUGGUUCUUAAUGUGCAUGUUGACCCUUUGUUCUGGGCAUGGUAUUUUUUUUCCAAAAUUUUUGAGUUUGAGAGUCAUUCUCUCCUAUAUCUGUAUAUAAAACGGCAUAUUGCAGGUUAAGUUGUUUCACUUCUGUGUUCAAUUUGAACUUGUGCUAUUGUGUGACCCAAGGCUUGAUAUCAUACUGUUUAUGGAGCUCAUUUGUGUGCUAGUUAUCUAAUUAUUCUGCUAGUACCCACACUGUUCACAUUAAUGCUGCAAGGGUGGUGAAAUCAGUUCGGAAGAACUUAUUUUUUCUUUUUUAACCACUACAGGCUGCCAGUUUCUUAGUGUAGAAUUUGGCUAAUGCAAGACUUUUAAUGCUGAUGCACUUGGUAUAAUUUCUGCAUUAUACUUUUCUAAAAUUUUGUUACUUGCUGGUUUGUAAAGGUGUACAAAAGACCCCUGUAAACCCAUUCAAAGAUUGAAUGAAUUCCUGUAACAGUGUUUUUUUAACGCAAGCUGCAACUGUAUUUCUUUCUGGCACCAGAAAAUGCUCAUUGUAUUCAUGCCAGCAUGCAGUGCUAGUAGAGAUUUAGAGUAACUAGCAUUUUGAAAUGUAUUUGUAAGCAAACGUUUGCUGGAUAGAGAGUGCCCUGUUUUGGGAAAUAUUGUACAGUCUUGUUAAUGACCCAAACCUCAAUAAUCCUACUGUAUCAUAUCCGUAAGCUUUUUUGUAAAAGAUACAAAAUGAAUCAGUAAAAGUGUGAUGCUGUUUUUUUAAACUGAAAAGAACAAUGCGUAUUGUUUAUUUGAAUUUUUGAUGUGUUUUUGCAAAUGAUGUUGAGGAGAUCUGAAACGUAUGCAACACUACAUUGUAUAGUGAGAAAGGACUUUUAUUGGUUCACUGAGCUUCUGAAACUGCUCCCAGUACAUCUUGGGAUUUUCCAUCUCUGGCUUUCAGUUUUGGGUCUUCAAUCCUGCAAUGUACUGUACCAGUAGAAUUUAUUUAAUGUGAUGCAGUAGGGAGGGAUUUGGAACAGAUUGGUCUCCAUUCUCAAGAGCACAGAUUCAGCUCCUGCACAAAAUGGGUCUCAAAAGUAGUUGAUAUUGUAAUAAAAUUGACAGUAAUGUUGAGAGGUGAUGUGACUCUCCUGCUGGUUGACUUAUGAACCAAAUUCAAUUACGAAGUAAAUCCAAGUCUGCUCAGUGGGCUAAUGUGAGAAGUCCCCGUAAACUACUUGUAAGUAGUAUUGUAAGAACUGCAUUGCUCUGUGUGUGACCGGAAUAUCUGAUGCAACGUAUUAAGUAUAUUUGUAUUGCCACUGUUGCAUUUAAAGAUCGCCUUUGUAAUUUGCAGACUGAUAAAUUUUGCAUUUACAUCUAUUUGGUGAGAUCGGUAGGAAAAAUGUUGAACUGAACCAUGAUGUAAAAGAACAAGUUGUACAUACACCAUUAUCUUCAGCUUUUUGUCAAUAAAAUGCAUUCCAUGAUAAAUAAAGGAAACAGCUCUUGUAGGUUUAGAUAUAAAACUUUGUGUUGCUUUUAAAAGAGAAAUGGCCAGACAAAUGGCAAAUUUGAUGGCUUUUUUUGUUUUUUCAAUGUUUUGUGCAACUGAAGAACAUUGUAGUGUACCUGGUACCUGAGUCUGAUGGUUAGUUGGUAACAAAGCUGUCCAAUACUGACUUGAAUGGAUGUGAGGACCAGUUACCAGUCUGAUUUUCCUCAAUGAUCAUCUAUUCUUGCAAUUUCCCUCAUUAUUUCAGAAGCAAAUUGAUAUACAACAGUAUCUUCAAUGAGCAGCUGCGACAGUGAAAUUCCCUAUUAAAAAUUCUUUUAAUUUAGUUCGUCAAGGAGUUGAGAAUCACUUCACAAUUGGGGAUCAAAGUGAAAUUCUCCUAAAUGAUGUAAAAUUUCUCUCUUCUCAGGUUACCCUUGGCAAGAGUAACUUUCUUCAUUUUUGCCCAGUUUCUCCCCAGGACACCCAAUUCUGCCCCCCAUCAAACAGGAGCCUUUAUAUUGUUUGCUGCCUCCUAAUGGAGCAGAAAGCCUGUUUUGCUUUUUCCCCAAUUAUAUUACUCUUACACUUCGUACAAAAAGAGGUAGUGAUUUCAGAAGAAAAGUUCAAUUGAUUGUUGGAUUAGGUUUGAUUUUAAUUGCAGGAGACUAUUAGAUGCUUUCGCUCCAAUUGCAGCAUUGUUUUGGCGAAUGAAUUAUUCUGAUUACUUCCUGUUCUCAAGAGAAUGAGUGAGUUUUUGUUUGGCUUGUCUCUGUGGUAUAUUCUCAAUUUAUUUUCAAUUUCCAGAGAAGUUGUGCAUACUUACAUGGAACUUGAGUGUCUUGUUCUGUUGCUCUUGUACGACCCUUAAACUGCAUACAUAAAAUGGCAAGCGUAACUCAU
This is a messenger RNA of Stegostoma tigrinum, 5652 nucleotides long. RefSeq names its product RNA binding motif protein 12 (gene rbm12). Gene Ontology annotation, cellular component: nucleoplasm; ribonucleoprotein complex. Gene Ontology annotation, molecular function: RNA binding. The transcript is spliced from 3 exons. Gene Ontology annotation, biological process: regulation of RNA splicing. NCBI's taxonomy places the organism in Eukaryota, Metazoa, Chordata, Chondrichthyes, Orectolobiformes, Stegostomatidae. The coding region runs from base 224 to 2728 and encodes 834 amino acids. The record is from RefSeq and is a predicted model, not a curated record.